AUGAAAGCCGUAACCGUGGUUGUGGUCGCGGUCGCGGCUGGCAUCGCCUUGGUGCAAAGCCACUUCCAGAUGGCUCCCUGUGCCCGGUCUUGUAUCCAAAAGGCACUGCCUGAAGUUGGGUGCACGGGAAUGGAUAAGGAGAUUGCCUUUUGUCUCUGCCGGCCUCGCACCAAGUCCAAACUCGUGGACCCCGUUGCUCAGUGUGCUACCCAAACCGGAUGCUCUGCCGCCGACCUCCUCAGGGCUCAGUCUAUUAUUGACUGGCGCUGUCAGAAUGUACAUCCUGGAUCGUUUUCCGAGGCCACCUUUGACGCGCCAGAAUCUGCAAGCUGGCGCCAAACAACACAGACAUCGCAGCCGGUCCCAUCCAGCAGUUCGACGAGCACUCCGACAAGCGCUCCGGCGAGUACGCCAACCGAGAGUUCAACGGCAAUAUCGACAGCCUCUGGAAACUCAGGACUUUCUACCGGUCUCGUCUUAGCCAUCACUUCCGCCGUUGUAGCUGCCCUCGGCUCUCUCAUGGGGGCAUUCUGGUGCUACCGUCGACGCCACCGACCCGGGGCAUCUUCAGAUCAAGUCCGCAAUGGACCGUUGGAGGAAGAGAAAGAUGGCCAUCCUAUACGGUCUGGGCAUAAUGAGCUGUUAGGUUCGACAGAGAUGGCCCACGAGAUGGAUUUAUACGUGCCACGGCAACCAGCGCCUGCUGGGUUGAGUAGAAAAGUUUACGAAAUAGAUUCGACUCCUCUCCGAAUGGUGCGGGGGAGUUCAGCGCCAGAGGGAGGCCAAACUCUUCCCAAUGCAGCUCCUCCUGGCUCCCCUCGAGGUCCCCCACGAGCAGACAGAAUGAAGUGUCAGACUCUAGAUGAUAUGCAGACAACAACAGCCGCAAACGGAGAUCAAGAUACUCCCCGGCUAGAGGCCCUCCAGAAGAGACGUGUAAUAUUAGCAGAGGAGCGACAGUACCUGCAACGAGUACACGAGAUAGAGUGCGAGGACAAGAGACUUGAACAGCAAAUCAGUGACCUCACACAGCAACAUCCCAGCUCUCCCUUGGAAAAGUAG
Molecule: messenger RNA, 1062 nt
Organism: Metarhizium acridum CQMa 102
Lineage: Eukaryota; Fungi; Ascomycota; Sordariomycetes; Hypocreales; Clavicipitaceae
Source: RefSeq, a predicted model, not a curated record